AAAACCGUAAUUUUGCUUUCACAAGAAAUUCAGAGUUUUGUUGUUGGGCAUGAAGUAGCAAAACAACCUCAGAUCAUCACGUUACCACCAUCGUGUUUGRACGUYGGAUUUAUAUUAUUUUUCUGGAACUCGAUGCUCACCUGCCAGAAGGUUUCUGUUUCAUCUCAUCAGUCCACUGAAUAUUAUCUCAGCUGUUUGGUGACCAACCAGAUGCUUUUUGAUAAAUGUGAGACUGUCAAGUGGUUUUCAAUUUGUAACUCUUCCAUGGAUGCCAUUUUGGUUCAGUCUCAUUUUUAAAUGGGUAUUUUGUGAACUACUGGAUUAGUCGUUGGAGUAACUUUGACCUCCUGGAAAGGCUCACCAUUGUUUCAUGACAUCUUCAGUUGUGAAUGCUGGCUGUCUGUUCCAAGGUUUUUUUUGCCUUAGAAAUGGCUUUGUAACUCUKAUAUGAUGUGGUGAACUUUAUUUCACGUGUUUUUGAGUUUCAUUUGCUUGAGGAAAGAUUUGUUGCUUUUUGAGAGUUUCUACCCUACUUCAUGUUGUCAGACAUCUUCUGUUGAGUAAAUGCAUUGAUUCUGGGGUUCAGGCAUUGAUCAGGACUGCAUGUGUCUAGUGGAAAUUUUACUUCACAUUCCAAAAAUGUGAGUAAUUCMUAAUUUGGCAAGAGGGGAUAAUUACUUUUUUCACUUAGGACCAGGUUGAUUUGGAAAAUGUUUUUAUCUUAAUCAGUUAAAUAAUCAUUUCCGAAUUGCAUUUUGUAUUUACUCCAGUUAUACUUGUUCCAUACGACAAUUUGUUUGGUGGUCUAAGCAUUUAAAUAUGAUUGGAAAAAAGCAAAAACAGUACUGUGUCUAUUUUGAAAACUUUCCAGAGAUGUUACUUGACAAAAACAUCUCGAGUUGGUGUCUGUUCAACUAGUGUUGCACAAAAAAAUAUUACUUUAAGAAACUUUCACUUUACAGAGGAAUUGGAUAAAUGCCAAAACAGCUUGCCAUCUGAAAACUUUUCCUUUGCUGAGCAGAUGUUUCAUCUGCCGUGUCUGCAUGUUGCCACUGGUGGGAGCUGUGGAGUAAUAACCGCUCUUGCUCUUAUGGUUAUUCAGCAUGCUGCUCAAWAACCUGGAUAAUGAAUGAGAUGCAAAGUGAUCAUGUCAUUUAUUAUUAUCACGACGUUUUUCAACUUGAUUACAGAGAACAUUUMAAAACAUGAGUAGWUCUUUUAUUCUCGCUACAAGGACGCUCCUGUGAUUCUGUCUUGUCAAGAGAAUGUCGCAAGCAGAUUAAAAUGUAUUUUURUUUUAUUUCAUCUUGGACUGCUAAUUUUUCCAUUACACACCCGAAAUGAAUAAAGAAGACAUAACUUGGCUGUUCAGGAACACUGACCUCGGUAUUAAUACUCACCUCCACGACUGUUCGUGGGGUUUAUCUGAAUUUCACGAAAUCUGUGAGUGUUUCUGAAGAAACAAACUCAGUGUCUUUAAAGUAUAUGUGGCAAUAGAGGGAUUGUAACGACAAUGCUGUUGGGGCGGCAGAUCAGUUACUUCUGACGCUCCAAGCCCUCAGGGAGUUGGCUCAAGAUUGCUUGUCUUUGAUAAGGUCCUCUGCUGGAGCUGCAACUUCGCGAUCUGGGAAGAUAUUGUAAAAAGAGUUUACGCCUCGCUAAAUAACCCGAACCAUCUUUAAAGUGUCCCUCACAUCGCAUGAGUGAGAUAUACCUAAGAGUGUUGGAUGUUUGCUUUUGCUUUUUUUAUUCCGGAGGAAGAAAGCUGCGAUUGUUUUUUAUGCAGCUGCCAGGACCAGGCAGUCGGUUCCUCACUUUGAAGUGCGCUGCUCCAGCCUCUCGGUUCAGUUGGUGUUGGAGUCGCCUACAGGAGAGACCUACGGUGCGGCAUGGCAGCCUGAAAGCACCAGGGAGGAGGAAAGGAAGAAAGAGGGAAUAGAGAAAAACAUAUGUAUUUUUUUUUCCCUUUUUUACUGCACUUCUAUGCUCCUAACCGUGUUUGGACGCCAGCAAUGUGGAUUAUAAGCGCUUUUUAUGGAGUUUAAUUUGAGGGGGAAGCGAACUCGUGGAUCGAUGAGAGAAGACGGGCAGCCUGAGAGAAGCCCCCCCGCUGACACCAGAGAGUGAGGAGAUUACAGUAGGAGCUCAGAGGAGGCGAUCAGCGCUCUCUCUUGCUCUAUCUCCUGCUGCUUUCAGAGACAUGAGCCGGCCGCUUAUGGACCAUAUCGCCAGUAGUAGUUUCCGCGAAGAUGCCCCUCGACCCCCGGUGCCAGGGGAGGAGGGCGAUGCGCCCCGCUACCCCAGCAAAGCCGCAGUGAUGAAACCCCUCGAAGCCCCCAAAUCCGCUCUGCUCGCCGGCUCUCCGGGCUCCUCGGCGCGGAGGAACGAGGAUGGUCUCGGAGAGCCGGAGGGCAGCGCCUCGCCGGACUCGCCGCUGUCCCGCUGGACGAAGUCCCUGCACUCCCUGCUCGGAGACCAGGACGGCGCCGUUCUGUUCCGGACGUUCCUGGAGCGGGAGAAGAGCGCGGACGCCUUGGACUUCUGGUUCGCCUGCAACGGCUUCCGGCAGAUGGACCUGAAGGACACCAAAACGCAGCGGGUCGCCAAGGCGAUCUACAAGCGCUACAUCGAGAACAACAGCGUGGUGGCCAAGCAGYUGAAGCCGCCCACCAAAACCUUCAUUCGGGAUAACAUCAAGAGGCAGCACAUCGACUCUGCCAUGUUCGACCAGGCGCAGACGGAGAUCCAGACCGACAUGGAGGAGAACGCCUACCAGAUGUUCCUGACCUCUGACAUUUACCUAGAGUAUGUUCGGACCGGGGGGGAGAACCCGAGCCACGUCAGCACGUCUUUGGGCAGCCUGAAAGUUGUAUGUGGAUACCUGCCCACGCUCAACGAGGAAGAAGAGUGGAGCUGUGACUUCAGAGCCAAAGCCCUGCUGGGACUGAAGGGGCAAAGGGUCCCCAUUACGCAGAGAGCAGUGGAGAUGAUGGAGAAGGGGUACAGAUCCUACAAGAGAGGCGAGCAGAUCAACCCCUGCCAUGCAGGCGCCUUCGCCCCUGUCAGCAGCACCAACGACAGCGAGGUUUCCAGCGACGCCUUGACUGACGACGCCAUGUCUGUGACUGACGGCAGUGUAGAUGGCAUCCCUCCAUAUAAACUGGGCUCCAAGAAGCAGCUACAGAGGGAGAUGCAACGAAACAUGAGGAUGAACAGCCAAGUCUCUCUGCCUGCUUUCCCUCGUACGACCCGUCCUCCGAAGGAGAUGGUCCCCCUGGAGCCGGCGCAGUUCGCAGCCCAGCUGAUCUCUCGCCUGGAGAACUUGAAGAGGAAGCAGGACACCUUCAACUCUCUGGAGGAGCGGCUGCAGCAGAUUCAGGAGGAGGAGGAAAGAGAAGAUUCAGAGAUCUCUGUUAGCGCUCCGCAGCUCUCCCCGCAUCCUCUGGCCCUCCUGUCGGGCUCCUCUGACGAGGACCCCCAGGCCAUCCUGGAUGAGCACCUGUCUCGGGUCCUCAAGACCCCUGGCUGCCAGUCGCCCACCGUCGUCCAGCACUCGCCUCGCUCCAGCUCCCCGGAGAACCGGCCGUACGCCUGCGGAGGCAAACCCAGGGCCGGGUCGUCCACUUCUCCUGUGUCGAGUCCGGACUCGGGGGCCUUCGCUCUGAGCCUGGGCUCCAGCAGGACCCUGUUGAGCAGGCAGAGCACCAAGCACAUCCACCACCACUACAUCCAUCACCACGCCAGUCCAAAGUCCAAGGAGCAGAUUGAACGGGAGGCGGCCCUCCGGGUGCAGGGCGUCUGCUCUGCCGCCGGCCGCUGUCAGUCCUGCCAGGCUUACCCACGCAGCCGCAGUCUGGGCAGGGAGWCGUGUGGCGCCGUCUCCACCGAGAGCAACAUGGGGCGCUCCAGCUCCCUAUCGAGACGCGUGUGUCGCUCGGGGGCCGAGGAGGGGGUCGCAGACGGCUGCAUGGACGACUGCGGGAUCUCRCAGCUGCCCACAGACACAACCGACCCCACCGAGAACGUUCGCCAGUGGAUCAUGGAGAGCAAACGGCAGAGCCGACACAAGUCUCACAGUAACCAGGGCGCCAAGAAAUUCGGAGGCUCGUCAACGCAGACGCACACCUGGGGCGGCGGAGGAAGCUGCGGCCACCUGCGGAGUCACCAACCGGCUCAGCCCUUCAUCCAAGACCCCGCUAUGCCGCCCCUGCCCCCUCCCAACACCCUGUCCCAGCUGGAGGAGGCCUGUCGCAGACUGGAGGAGGUUUCCACCAAGACCCCCAAACAGAGGCAUUCUUUGGCCAACCUUCAACGAGAGAAGACCCACCAAGUCACAGUCCAUGCAGGGGGGUCAGCCCUCCCCAGUCCCGCCACUCUCGGCCCCCCUGGCCUCACCUCCACCUGCCCGGGUCUCCUCCAAUUAGAAGAAUGUAAGAAGGUCUUGGGCGGCCACGCGGCGUGCAGCGGGGAGACGGUGGUGACGUACUUCUUCUGCGGCGAGGAGAUCCCGUACCGCCGCACCAUGAAGAGCCACAGCCUCACCCUGGGUCACUUCAAGGAGCAGCUCCGUAAAAAGGGCAACUACAGGUACUACUUCAAAAAAGCCAGCGACGAGUUUGAGUGCGGCGCCGUGUUCGAGGAAGUGUCGGACGACGGCUCCUUGCUGCCCACGUACGAGGGGAAGAUCCUGGGGAAGGUGGAGCGGAUGGACUGACUCGGAACCACUGGGGAUUACUGACCCGUCACUAAGCUGAGACUGAAGGGACUGGAGGUUCRGUGACGGAAGCAGUGCUGGCGAAAGGCCAGAGAAGAAGACACGGAUGUUACGGGACGAUUGAAAGGACCCGGCUGGGAUGGAGGAGGAACCUGGACUGUGUGUUGCUGAAGUUUCUAGAGACUGGAGGAGAACGACCACUCGUCAGCGACGCGGGCCGGUGGGUUUACCGUGAGACUUGAGAGC
Messenger RNA from Poecilia reticulata (guppy), 4960 nucleotides. It is a transcript of the gene axin2, whose product is annotated as axin 2 (conductin, axil). Lineage: Eukaryota; Metazoa; Chordata; Actinopteri; Cyprinodontiformes; Poeciliidae. The record is from RefSeq and is a predicted model, not a curated record. Gene Ontology annotation, cellular component: nucleus; beta-catenin destruction complex; plasma membrane. Gene Ontology annotation, molecular function: molecular adaptor activity; ubiquitin protein ligase binding; I-SMAD binding. Gene Ontology annotation, biological process: positive regulation of proteasomal ubiquitin-dependent protein catabolic process; cell development; positive regulation of protein kinase activity.